Messenger RNA from Exserohilum turcica Et28A, 6235 nucleotides. RefSeq lists its product as uncharacterized. The record is from RefSeq and is a predicted model, not a curated record. Lineage: Eukaryota; Fungi; Ascomycota; Dothideomycetes; Pleosporales; Pleosporaceae. The transcript has a single exon. Gene Ontology annotation, cellular component: fatty acid synthase complex. Gene Ontology annotation, biological process: long-chain fatty acid biosynthetic process. The coding region runs from base 1 to 6228 and encodes 2075 amino acids. Gene Ontology annotation, molecular function: enoyl-[acyl-carrier-protein] reductase (NADH) activity; [acyl-carrier-protein] S-malonyltransferase activity; fatty acid synthase activity.
AUGGAAGACUUCUUUUCGCAUCUCUGUGCCAAAUUUUUCGAACACAGCACCAACACAAUGGACUCCGACAUGUCGUUUCCUUCGAGUUCAUCAUCCCCAUUUUCUUUUUGUUUGACACCUAUACCCCAAUCACUGCGUUCGACACGGCUAGAGUACCAAGACUUAGCGUACGAAUGGCACGUCCCUGAAAUACUGCACAACCAUCUUGUUCAGUUAUGGGAAAAAUUUACCGCGGAUCUUCGAAUCAAAGCCACUGGAAGCGACGACCAGCCUGGCUCUGUACUGGAGCUGCUGUCUCAGUUUCUCCUACACAUUAUGCAAUACGAGCUUGGUGGAACACCAGGCUUGUAUCAGUCCGACUGCGUCGAGCUUCUUUUAGCGCAGAUAGAAUCAGACUUUCUUGGAGACUGUAGCAUCCAAAGCGUCGCUUGCAAUAUGCCAGGAACUUCGUCGCAGAAGCAAACUGUCAUCCAAGCGUAUGUGGCUGCCACUCAACACAUAGGACGUCCAUGCUUGAGAAAGGCGCCAAGAACUGCCAUCUUCGACCAGGACGCAGGCCAAACAACUCAGACAUACGCCAUCUUUGGAGGCCAAGGAAAUACCACAGACUAUCUACAAGAGCUGCGCGCUCUUUUCGAGACGUACACACAUGUCGUCAAGCCAAUACUCGCCACUGCUGAGGACGCACUCCGGACCUCUCUCCACGACGCCUCCUCAUCCCGCCUUAAGCACUUCAGACAUGGGAUGGAGAUAUCUCAAUGGUUGCGAAGGCCUGACAGCGCUCCUUCGACGGAUUAUCUACUAUCGGCACCUGUCAGCUUUCCUCUGAUAGGACUGCUACAGUUCGCCACAUACGCUGUCGUCUGCUGGUCACUCCAAAAGACACCAGGAGAGGUGACUCAAACCUUCAAAGGAAUGGCCGGUCACAGUCAAGGCAUCGUCGUUGCUGCCACUCUUUCAACAACUACAACAUGGGAGUCGCUUCACUGCGCUCUUGUUCAGGCGUUGAAAGUGUUGUUCGAAAUUGGUGUUGCGGCUCAGGAAGCGACCCCGGGUAUUGAUGUUCCGCCCUCCAUCAUCGCGAAAGCUACCAAUGCUGGCGAAGGAGCUCCGACCCCAAUGCUCAACGUAUCAGGGUGUGAUCCGAAGCGCCUAAAGAAAUAUAUUGAUGAGGUGAAUGGAUUUCUUGACGAGAGUCAACGAGUCUCAAUUUCACUCAUCAAUGGACGAAUGAACUUCGUCGUAGCCGGACCCACACUCUCAGUGUGUGCUCUAGCGAGAAAGCUACGCCGGCUCAAAGCGUCGCCAGAAGAAUUCCAGGACAAGAAGCCGUUCUCGUCAAGGAAACCGGAAUUCUCGCUUCAUUUCUUGCCCAUAACAUCGCCUUUUCACACCCUACAUCUCAAAAACACAGCUCCCAGCGUAGUGGCAGCGCUAGAGAGCGUGAAACUUUGCCCAAGCAUGCUCAGAGUACCCGUCUACCACACUCAUACUGGACAAAAUCUCAUGGAGUCCAAAGUCACGAGUAUUGUCCCUGAUCUGGUCGAGAUGAUCUUGUGUCAGGUUAAUGACUGGCCGUCAUCGACUAAGUUCAAGGCUGCUACACACGCAGUCGACUUUGGUCCAGGCGGCCCAUCUGGAGUCGGUUCCCUGCUGUCACGAAACACGGAAGGGACUGGACUGAGAGUCAUUCUUGCUGGGCUUUCUGAAAGCACUACUCCCGAGUUCGGAGAUAUGGCUGAGCUUCUGAGUGCCAAGCCUACAUUCAGUGCAAACUGGGCUGAGAAGUACUCACCACGAUUGAUCCAGACCAAGGGGGGUAUUCAGAUCCGGAAUAAGAUGACUCGUCUCCUUGGGCUCCCACCGCUCAUGGUCGGAGGCAUGACGCCGACAACUACUUCUUGGGAGUUUGUCAGCGCAAUCGUCUCAUCGGGUUAUCACGCGGAGCUCGCAGCGGGUGGUCUUCACACUGCAGAGGACUUCACCCAUGCUAUUAAGAACCUCUCUAGCUCAAUUCCAUCCGGCAGAGGGAUCUGUAUCAACAUCAUAUAUGCCAGCCCUCGCCAGGUCCGAUGGCAACUUCCACUCAUCCGAAAGCUUCGUGCUGAAGGGUUCCCAAUUGAUGGCAUCACCUUCGGGGCCGGAGUUCCUUCGACUGAAGCCUUGAAAGAAUAUUUGGAUAUCGGCCUGAAGUACCUUUGCUUCAAACCCGGUUCGACCUCUGCCAUUAACCAAGUUAUCGCCAUUGCGCGCACGAACCCAGGUGUUCCGAUUGUGUUGCAAUGGACUUCCGGCCGAGGCGGUGGCCACCACUCGUACGAAGACUUCCAUGAUCCAAUCAUCAAGAUGUAUGCCAAGAUCAGGCGAUGCGACAACAUUGUACUAGUUGCCGGGAGCGGUUUUGGUGGUGCUGACGAUACAUACCCUUACCUUUCUGGAGCCUGGUCUUCGCGAUUCGGUCUUCCGCCAAUGCCAUUCGAUGGCGUGCUAUUCGGCAGCCGGAUGAUGGUCGCCAAGGAGGCCAAAACCAGUCAAGGAGCCAAAGAAGCGAUUGUGGCAGCUCCCGGAAUCGACGACGAAGCUUCGUGGGAGCAGAGCUAUAAGAAUCCCAUUGGCGGCAUCGUCACAGUCAAGAGUGAAAUGGGCGAGCCCAUCCACAAGUUGGCGACCCGCGGUGUUCUUCUCUGGCGUGAGCUUGAUGGAAAGAUCUUCAGCAUAUCCGACAGGGCUCAGAGACUGGAGAAGCUGCUAUCUAUGAAGUCAUACAUCAUCAAGCGGCUCAAUGAAGACUUCCAGAAAGUCUGGUUCGGACUUGACAGCCAAGGCAAUGCCGUUGACCUGGAAGACAUGACAUACGCCGAGAUUCUUCAUCGCCUUAUUCAGCUCUGCUAUGUCAAGAAAGAGUCCCGCUGGAUUGACAAGGGCUACAAGCAGCUAACGAUAGACUUUAUGCGUCGCAUGUGCAGCCGGCUUCAGCGGUCUGCGCUACCAAAGGUCGAUAUGGAGCAACCUCUACAGGCUCUACAAAAAGCGCUGUCAUUCUGCAAAUCAGCGGAUAGGGAGCUGGUCACAUAUAGUGAUGCUCAAUACUUCUUGCUUCUCUGCAAACGCCCGGGCCAGAAGCCAGCUCCCUUCGUCCCCGUUCUCGACGAAGACUUUGAAACAUGGUUCAAGAAGGAUUCACUCUGGCAAUCAGAAGAACUUGCCGCCGUGGUUGACGAAGACGCCGGGCGGACUUGCAUCCUUCAAGGUCCAGUAGCGGCAAGAUAUUGUACAAAGACCAACGAGCCAGUGGGUGAGAUCUUGGGUGGCAUUAGUCAGCAACACAUCUCCAGAAUACUGGGAGAGGUAUACGGAAUUGACAAAAAUCUCAUAGUACCAGCGGAUGAGUCAGCAAUUCGUCGCGGAGAAACACCAAACCCCAUCGACCUCCCGGCGUGCUGUCGUGUCAGCCGUCAAGAAUCAGCAACAAUUAUCUCCAUCGAUGAGACAGCGUGCGAGGAAAGACUACCGCAUAUUGAUCGCUGGGCAAGAGCUCUUGCUGGAGAUAAUAACACAUGGCUAUCAAGCUUACUGAUGUCUGAGGAUAUCAUUCGCGACAAGAUGGUCACCCCCAAUCCCAUCCGACGAGCACUUGCUCCGCUCCCUGGUAUGCGAGUUGAACUAUCUGAUGCAGCCUCACCGUCGGCGCCUUCUCUCGUUGUCUUCGAGAAGGCCUCCAGUGUUGAGCCUUCAUUGGAGAUCCGCAAGGAAGGCGAUGCGGUAUUUGUGACAAUGCUUGUAGACGAGUCGGUGGGAGAAGCCAUACUCUCCUUUUCGUUUCACUUCGUGUAUCGCCCCGACACUCCUCUUCACCCAAUCCACGAGAUCAGCGAAGGCCGUAACGAGAUGUUGCAGAGAUUUUACCACCAAUUGUGGUUUGGCUCUGAGCUGUGCCUGGCGAAGCCAAAUGCCCCGGAGCUUGACCUUUCAACACUCGUUAUCGAGGGCCAGCCAACCAAGAUUUCUCCAUCAUUGGCACAGGCUUUCAUGGACAGCAUUGAACAGCCAGGCCUAUUCCGCGUACCCAAGGCGGGUGUACCACUGGAUUACUCCAUCGUCAUGGCAUGGGAGGCUAUGAUGAAGGCCACCUUCCCUGGCGCCACUGGAUGUGACUUCCUGAGUCUUGUACAUCUGUCAAACAAGUUCACGGUGCUAGACGAGAAACCUCUCAACAUUUCCGAGAACACUGCUACUGCCGCCGAGAUUAAGGCUAUUCGCAAUCUCCCAGCUGGACGAGCAGUUGAGGUCAUGGCUACCAUCACCCGGGACGGUGUUCCAGCAGUAGAAGUCACUUCAGAGUUCCUUUUCCGGGGCACGUACACUGACUUUAGCGUCUGCUUCGAGAGACGAAAGGAACCCAAGAUGGCAGUUACCAUGAAUCGCAUGGCCGACAUCGCUGUUCUGCAGAGCAAGGCAUGGGUGUCAUUCAAGCAGGACUUUGAUUUCAAGUCCCUGCUUGGCCAAAGGCUCGUUUUCGACUUGCACACUCUUGGCCAUCUCGCAUCUGCUACGACCUAUCGCAGCCUACAGGUGUCUGGAAAGAUGUUUCUCGAAGACCCUGAAACAAAAUCACUGCGUGUGGUGGGAGACGUGACCUACCAAUCCAUGGGUCCAACAAGUAGCAACCCGGUUAUUGACUACUUGAGUCGCUGUGGGACACAAAUCAACGUCCUCAACACGCUUCCAACACCACAGCCUCUUGGUGAGAAGGAAUCCCUCAGCAUAACAACGCCUCUCGACAACAAUGCCUACGCACGUGCGUCUGGUGAUUUCAACCCAAUCCACGUUUCCCAAACCGUCGCGAGAUACGCCAACCUGCCUGGCCCCAUCACCCACGGCAUGUACACCAGCGCUGCUGUGCGUCAGGUUGUCGAGAAAGCCGCCGGCUGCAGUGACAAUGUACGAAUGCGGUCAUACAAGGCUUCGUUUGUGAAUAUGGUUCUACCCAACAGCGUCUUGGAUGUACAAAUUCACCACACUGCAAUGAAAGACGGUCUGCGAGUCCUGUCGUUCCAAGCCUUGCACUCAGAAAGCAAGCAGGUCGUCUUGGAAGGCGAAGCAGAGGUGGACCAAGCACUCACAGCGUACGUCUUCACCGGCCAAGGAAGCCAGAAGCAAGACAUGGGAAUGGACCUGUACGCCACGUGUGAAGUUGCACGCCAAGUCUGGGACGAAGCCGACAGGUUCUAUUCAGAGACCUAUGGUUUCCUGAUCAGCGACAUUGUCAAACAGAAUCCCAAGCGACUCACCGUGUUCUUUGGCGGAAGGCGCGGCCGAAAGAUUCGAGAGAAUUACAUGAACAUGAUGGUCGAGUCUAUUGAUAGGCGACCAGAACGCUUCUUUACAUCUAUCACGCCCACAACAACAAGCUACACCUUCGAGCACAACGCCGGAUUGCUUUUCAGCACCGAGUUUGCUCAGCCCGCUCUCACCGUCAUGGAGCGCGCUCAAUUCUUGCAUCUGAAGAGUCAAGGCCUGGUCACUCCAAGCGCGCUCUUCGCCGGCCACUCACUGGGCGAGUAUACGUCUCUGAGCACGAUUGGCGAGAUCAUGCCGUUCCGAAACCUGCUUUCGGUAGUAUUCUAUCGCGGCCUGACGAUGCGAAGUGCUGUCAAGAGGGAUGCCCAUGGCCGUUCCAAAUACGCCAUGGUUGCGGUGAACCCCAGCCGCGCAAAAACCACACCAGGCGUACUCUUGCAGCUCGUGGCAAGCAUCGCAUCUGCUUUGCCUGAAGACCUGCUGGAAAUCGUCAACUACAACGUCGAGACUCAGCAGUACGUCGCUUCUGGCACGCUGAGGGCAUUGGCGUGUCUGGGCGACGUCAUGGAUUCCAUUGCCAAAAACCCAAGGCUCUCCCCUGAAGACAUUGGUGCGCUGGUUACAGCUAGAGUUGCAGCUAGCACGGAGCAGAUGCCCGUCCUCAAACGGGGAGUAGCGACAAUCCCGCUGGAUGGCAUUGACGUGCCUUUUCACAGCAGUUGCCUGCUGCCCAAGAUGCCCGCGUUCCGACGCGUACUACAACAAUACAUUGAGCCUGGAGCUAUUAACUCCAAACUCUUGGUUGGAAAGUACAUUAGCAAUGUGACUGGAAAGCCGUUUGAUAUUUCGUACGAGGGAGUUAGCUCAUUGAAGCAGUUGACUGGAAGUCCUGUUUUGGACAAAUUGAUGGUAGAGAUGAAGGCAUGAUAUUCCG